Seminavis robusta is the source of this 3073-nucleotide messenger RNA. The record is from the annotation of a GenBank genome assembly. NCBI's taxonomy places the organism in Eukaryota, Bacillariophyta, Bacillariophyceae, Naviculales, Naviculaceae.
GCCAUCCCGAAAGUCAGAUGACGUCCCUUGGCAGUGUCAUGUCCUUCAUUAUUUUCUUUCGACGGUUGGGUGAGGAGCAUACAGCACAGCGCUCAUUGUCGAAGGUGAAGCCUCUAACGUUCAACAGUCUCCUUUGUUCUGCCUAUCCAUUGUAUUCAGCUAGCUAGCAGAAGCCUUUGGAAGCUUGGUGAUUGCCGUCGCUUUUUUGUUGACCAAACGAGAAAAGCGUCUCGUACGGUCAGUCCUUCACCGGCUUCUCUUUGUGGCUGCUUUCUCGAAAGAACGUUCUGUUUGAGUUUUCCAGCACUCUUUCUUCUCGCCAAGGCAGCUUCACACAUACAUACAGUGCGUACAGUCUCAAUACGAUCGAUUGGAUUGCCAUUGCCAUUCGUUGUCUCUAUCUUUCUUGAUUGACCAAAAAAGAAAUUCAGAACAAUGGCCGAUUCACCUGCCGAGCAACGCUUCCGCCAGCGUGAGAAUGAUGACACUAUGGAGGACGACGAAGUGUUCCCUGCCAAUGAGAACAAUGUCCCCAUGAACGAAGAAAACUUUGCGAGCCUUCCACGAGCCACUGCCAUUUGCGAGGGUCUCAAGCUGAUCAAAUCCACCGAGCAACUUGUACGACAAAUGAAGAAGGAACACGCCGCUCAAGUGGGACGCGCCUCCUUGCUCGUCAAUGCCGAACGCGGUUGGGAGUACUUGGGGUACCGCGAACGGCGAAAUCCAGACAACAUUCUCUUGGCGUUGGCCAGUCCCAAGAGACCUGCCUGCAUGAAAUGGAGCAACUUUACCCUGCACUUUUCGCACCAAAUCCGGCAAGACAAAGCCGUUCUCCUGGCUCGCCUCGAACAUGUGCCGGGCUUUGAAGAAUGGUCGACGAGGCGAACAUUUGACGCGCCACGAAACUUGAGGGGAGACAAAGAAGUCAUGAUGGCAUUGUGCAGUCGGGAUGGAUCCUGUCUCAUGUAUGCCAGCAAGGCAUUGAAAGAGGAUCGGCAGCUUGUCAUGGCGGCUGUCAGCAAAACGCCAACGGCAUUGACGUACGCGGCAAACAAACUCAAAGGCGAUCGCCGCAUUGCACGAGCUGCGUUGGGACGUCCUCUUGGCAUCAAGGCAUUCAAGAUGAUGAGCAAGACAUUGCAGGAAGACCCAAAGUUGGCCAUUCACGCCAUUCGCAAGAGUGGUGGUGUGGAUUCGAAAGGGUGGAGCUUGAAAGAUCUUCCAGAGCAUCUCUUGGACGAUGAAGAGGUCGUUUUGGAGGCUGUGCGCUGUCGUGGAGGAAACCUUCGCCAUGUCACGGACAAGGUACUCUUGGAAGACUUUGACAUUGUGUAUCAAGCUUGCAGCAACGACGGCACAGCCCUCGAGUUUGUGCCAGCGGGGAAUACACGCCAGCAAAUGCUAAAAGGCAACAAUCUAAUGACAGUUCUGUGCAAUGGUGGGGGCAAGUAUUUGUCCGAGGCGCCGAAACGAUACCGCGACGAUGCGGACUUUAUUCUGGCCGCCGUCGAAAACGGUCACAUUGACAAAUCGUUUGGUGACUAUUACACGUCUGACAGAGAAUUCUUCAUGGAGAUGAUUGCAUGCAGCAACCGCGUCGUGAAUUUCUACGAGUGCUUACCAGAAACGCUAAAAAACGCAAAGGAUGUGGCCAUUGCAGUUUUGAAGAAUUCAUCGAUCAGCAAUUGUGGAUGUUGGACUCUAGUCGAUCGCCACGAGUCUUUGCUUUGCGACAAAGAAACUCUGCUGCUACUGGUGCAACGGGGGUACCGAUCGGCUUUGGGGCGAUCUCCCGCUAAAGAAGCAAUGAAAGACAAAGAUUUCGUACUGAAGGCAUGUGCUAUCGAUGGCGCUUCCCUUCGCUACGCGUCGGAGGGUCUUCGAAAGGACGUAGAUUGUCUCACAACAGCCUUGUCAAACUGCAAAGAUUCUGGAGCUGUUGGAGUCCUCGUGGGUUGUCUACCAGAUGCUGCUUGGGACGACGAAAGUCUUGUGGAAUGCAUCAUUCGGGGAUCGGACGCUACGGACACGACAAUCUCCUGGCUGAAAGAAUACAUUCCAAGUCUGCGCCCUCGAAACAUCUAUCUUGCAUGCCUGGAGAAAGCUUGGCCAUACAGACAGUUGCCGUACAAUGCCCGCGCCGCGUACGAGAACGACGAGGAAGUCAUGUUGGCCGCAUUGAAGAAUCAAAAGGCGUUUGGUGGCUCGGGCGUGUUUUAUACACUUGGUGAAUCCAUGCGCAACUCCAGGAGCUUUCUUGAGAAAGCCAUCGCCAUCGAUCCGUCAGUGGUCUCCUAUGCACGCGAGCCUCUGAAGUAUGAUUAUCGAUUGCUGCUCGAAGCAGUCGGCACGUGUCGUAGUGCUCUGAUGACUGCUGCGCAUAGUUCUUCGGAUAUGCCCAAACUGGUGGAAUUUGCCGAACAGGUGCAAGAACGCAAAACUGUGGCGGACGGCUUUGUGGUGUUUCUAGCAGGGAUUGCGCAGUCAGGAGAGUCUCCGCCUCCCAAGAAGCGCCAGCGAAAGCGCAAGGCAACCAACAAGAGAAGCCAACAGCAGGAGGCCAACACCGGAUGCCAUUUGCCAAUCUUGAACUGCGGAGCUGAGACGGGAGUGGCUCUGAAACGUCUGAUUGGUGAAUUUGUAGGAAUUCCAACCGGUCGCGAGUAUCAGCUUGUGCAUGCUGCUGCUACAAACAUGGAGUAUUGGGGCUAUCCAUGAAAAAUAGAAGCAAUCUUGCGACCCUGUCAUGUCAUGUCAUGUCAUGUCAUGUCAUGUCAUGUCAUGUCAUGUCAUGUCAUGUGGGUCAUGGGAUUGUGAUUCUGGGUUCCUUGUCGCUCGACUGUGAUGUGUGGCGACGGUGCGAAACGCAAAAGUUGGGCUUUUGUUGUAGGGUCAAGUGUGUGUUGACGGGCCUUGAGCUGCACCAGCAUUAACAACCGGAAGGGGAAGUAAAGUAACCUGUAUAUCUGAACUUUUCAUUCAUCGUAACUAUUGUGAGAGGCACAACACGUUGGUACUUCAGACUUAUUUAUUGAUAUAGAUCUUAAAAGUAGACGCAAGGAUGGGAUUGCUG